AUGUUUAAGAAGUUUAACCAAUACAAUUGUAUUCCUACUAAAACACCUUAUGAUGCAAGCAGUCGUUUUAAAAAACAUUUAGGUCCUAGUGUUUCCGCUUUAGAAUAUGAUAGAGUGAUCGAUAGUCUCAUGUAUCUCAUGAACUGCACAAGACCUAAUAUAGCAUAUGUGGUUAAUAGACUUAGUUGGUAUACUAGUAAUCAUAACAAUGAACAUUUGGAUGCUCUCAUUCAAGUCUUCAGGUAUCUGAGAUACAUUUUAGAGUGGGAAUAUAUUAUACCAAAUUCCCUACUGUACUUGAGAGAUAAUGUGAUGCUAACUGGAUUUUCGAUACCAAUGAAAGCAAAUCUACGAGUGGAUAUACAUAUUCGUAAAAGACAGAAUACUAUGCAUCAACUGCUUAAGGAUGGAGUUAUAGCUAUUGACUAUGUAAAAUCAAGUGAUAAUAUUGCUAACCCAUUAACCAAAAGAUUAGCUAGAGUUCAAUGGGUCAAACUAGUUAAUAUAUAUACACACACACUUGAGAGUUCUAAAACCAUUUCUGAUCACUGCACAACUGAUUUGCUUGAUAAUAGUAUCUUGAGAAUGAUUGCCCGCAAAGGUCUCAACAAUUAA
Messenger RNA from Olea europaea var. sylvestris, 615 nucleotides. RefSeq lists its product as uncharacterized. The transcript is spliced from 3 exons. Lineage: Eukaryota; Viridiplantae; Streptophyta; Magnoliopsida; Lamiales; Oleaceae. The coding region runs from base 1 to 615 and encodes 204 amino acids. The record is from RefSeq and is a predicted model, not a curated record.